AUGCGGCAUGCCGUCUUUGAGGGUGCAUCGUACGCAACUCAAUUGAUCGACGUCUGUUUUGGGAGAGCGCCCGUCUUUUUUGUGCGGUUCAUUGAACUGUUUGUAGCGCUUGGGAUUUAUUGGCCCGAAAUGGACCAUGGAAAAGCGGUUCGUAGAAAUGGAUGUCCACUUCUCCUGCUUGUUAAGCUCAUGCUUCAGAUCUCCGUAUCCGCAGCUCAGGGAUUGAACGAGUUAGCGAAAUCCGCAGUGGUGACGUUUGAACCGCCAAUGCUGCAUGAUCUUAUCGAAGGUGGAAACCACACCGUCUCUGUUGCGUUGAAGAUUCCUGAACUUGAAUUCGCUUCUCUUCCUGACAAACCUUAUAAGCUGAGCUUAGGGUCGUUCCAUCCAGAUAUUGCAGUCUCUCCAAGUAAUGCUGAUGUUACAAAGUCAUCGUUCCGGUUUGACAACUCGUCCAAUUAUUACACAGUUGAUACAGAAAUGAUUGUGCACGCAAAAUUGUUAGGAAAAACAGGUCUACGUCUCCGCUUGGUACGUGCAGAGAACUGGAAUGAGGUCGAUGAUUCGUGGAAGGUACCUGAGCCUUUGGACGAUAGCACGAACAAUAUAUUGGAUGUCUGGGUGAGGAGAAGUUUGGAAUCUGAGAAACUUACACAUAUCUUUGUGGCAUCGGUGGUAGUACUGAUCACGUUUGCGAAUAUUCUUAUGGGAUGUGAGCUGGACAUGGCCACAGUAUUUGCCACCAUAAAACGGCCAGUGGGUCCUACGAUUGGAUUCUUUGCCCAGUUUGUGAUUAUGCCGUUGCUCUCCUACGCAAUCGCCAAGUCAGUCUUUGUAUCUCGUGGAUUGUACUCCAUGGCUCUUGGUCUUUUCAUCUGCGGUUGCUCACCUGGUGGUGGUGCUUCCAACUUUUGGACUCUUCUUUUAGAUGGAAAUGUUAAUCUGUCAGUGACCAUGACAUUCAUUUCUACGCUUGCUUCACUGUUCAUGAUGCCAUUUUGGAUUUCUAUGCUUGGCAAAGAAUUUUUACAGGGAUUCUCUUCAGAAACAAAAAUCUAUAUUCCAUAUGGUAAAAUUACCCGCUCGUUGAUCUCAUUGGUUGUUCCACUACUUAUUGGUGUCGCUAUCAAAAAGUGGAAGCCCGAAUGGGCAGCGAAAUCACGCAAGAUUAUGCGCCCGUUCAUCAUAUUUGUAUUGAUAUUCGUGAUAUGCUUUGGCGCCGUUGCAAAUAUAUACAUGUUCAAAAUGAUCACAAUGCCGGCAUUAUUAGGUGGUCUCCUACUUCCAUGGUGCGGUUUCAUGUUUGGUUGUUUUGCUUCGAUUAUCACACGUCGUCCACCCGGUGACGUUACAGCCAUCGCCAUAGAGACGGGCAUACAGAAUACGGGAAUUGCUAUCUUGGUCUUGAAGGCCUCAUUCGCCCAACCGGAUGCAGAUAUAGGAGCUGUGCUUCCAAUAUUGGUUGCAUGUUUCACGCCUGGUCCUCUUCUUCUUGGAGCGGGUGUACAUAUGGCUUUCAAAGCUUUGAAGAAGCGCAGCGCUAAUACGAGCGAAGAGAAGUUGCCAGCAGUUGCGCAAGAAAUAGCAGCCGGCGGUCCAUCGUCUGUAGCUCUUUUGGAACAAGCUGAUGCGAAGAUGGGGGAGGAGAAUGGAAAUGAGGUUCUAAAAAUUGCAGAAGGCACAUCGGCUUGAGUCAUGAGUGAAUUCUCUGUUUUGCCUUGACUUGCAUUAUGAAUCUGGUGACUUUCUGGAGAGGUAUAAUCUUUCAUGUAAUCUCUAAAUAAGCGUAAUACCCCACUAUAUCUCAUUCUCCACUCUUGCAUUCUAUUUAAUGAUCUGCACUUUUCAUUAGGAGCUUAGAUACAUGUGAUACUUUUUGUUUUUACAGAUUUUUUUGAAGUUCUAUUUCAAAGUUGUGUAAUAGAAGCGUUGAGCUUUAUUGUUGAACGUGAUAAUGUUUUCGGUUUGUUUUAGAUUUUUAUUCACAAAAUUUAGUCCCACAAACUUUAUGCACACAAGAUGUCUGUUCUAGGUUUGGUUUUAUGUACGACAUAUCAUUGUUUAUCUGACUGAUUAGAUUUUGAGAUUUAUAUUGUAAUAAACCUAU
Cylicocyclus nassatus is the source of this 2107-nucleotide messenger RNA. NCBI's taxonomy places the organism in Eukaryota, Metazoa, Nematoda, Chromadorea, Rhabditida, Strongylidae. The record is from the annotation of a GenBank genome assembly.